Pezoporus occidentalis (night parrot) is the source of this 5773-nucleotide messenger RNA. It is a transcript of the gene TOGARAM1, whose product is annotated as TOG array regulator of axonemal microtubules 1. Gene Ontology annotation, cellular component: cytoplasmic microtubule; cilium. Gene Ontology annotation, molecular function: microtubule binding. Gene Ontology annotation, biological process: microtubule cytoskeleton organization. The transcript has 23 exons. The record is from RefSeq and is a predicted model, not a curated record. Lineage: Eukaryota; Metazoa; Chordata; Aves; Psittaciformes; Psittacidae.
AUGCCUACUGAUGUGCAUCUCCUGAAUGGCAAUGCUCACCCACACCUCAUAUUUGCAUGCAUUUAUUCUACUGCUGAACAAGAAAUCAGAAGCUGGAACAUUACCAGCCCCAGAGAACAUAUGCUAGUCCAACAAUGUCUGCUCACCACGCAAAUCAAGUGGUUGUCCAUUAGCACUGGGCUAUCAGAUCUUGUUCACAGUCUGCCGAGGGAUGCAGAGCAGCGGCCUGACGAGCACACGGCUUCCAACAGCCAGGAGCACGUCUCCCCCGCCCCUCUAAGAAGCCAGCGGGACGUGGCCACCCGGCGUCUGUGCACCAGCCACCCUGCCGACAGCUCUGAGACGGAGCCGUCACCCUCCUGUCGCCGUUCUGCUUGUAUAAGUGUCGCCCCAGGUCAAGCGGCGGCCGCUCUCCCCUCCCUAUACCUGCAGACAGUCCCUCCCGCUUGCACUCCACAGAUCAACUCGGUAAACAGCACUCCCCACCGCACUGCGAACAGGUUGCGGGCACGCUACCAACGCCGCGGCGGCCCCGGCCAAGCCGAACCAAGCCGGAGCCGCCUCUCCACAGGGCCCGGUAGGAAGCGGGGCCCGGCUCACCUGCGGGUGGGAGGGGGCGCAGGCCGCAGCGAGGCCCGACCCGCGAUCGCCGCCACCACCACGGCCACCGCAACCGCCUCGCUCGCCUCCGCUCGUACGGUAGUACCGGCAGCGGCAAACGUCACUUCCGGACUCCACCGCCCCGCGCCCUCUGCCAGUCAGCGGCGGGGAAGUUCUGCGCACCCACAACCCCAGAGGCACGGGCGGUGUCACUCCUCACGUCGCGGAGGGGGGGAGUGGUGGCUCUGCUUCACUAGCGCCAGGCGGCGCAGCCUGUCACCGGCCGCUACGCUUUACAGCUAUCGACUUCAGCAGCGGAGCACACAGCUUCCCCAGCGCCGGCGGCGGGAUGGGCGUGUGGCUGUGGCGAGGGGUGUGCCAGCCCUCCGCCUUUCCCCCGCCGGGCGCGCCGUGUGGCUGUGGCCGUCCUCCCGUGCUAUGGAGGAUCCCCCAGACCCUGGGAUCCCGCCAAGACUCGGCCCCAAGCGCGCUGGGAGGGCGGGUGAGGGGGAUGAUGAUGCUGCCGCUCCCCUGCCGUUUUGGUUGGAGCUGCCGCCGGUGCCGUGUGGAAAAGCCCUGCGUAAGCGGCGCCGCAGGAGCGCCGGCUUCCCCUGCCCGCCCGUCGCCUGCCGCGGUGUCGGUGAGCUCUACCCCAGCCUGGCCCCUCAACUGGGUAGCCCCGUGACCCCCGGGAGGCGGGAUGAAGAGCCUGGAGCCGAGCCUUUGCCACCCACCGGCAGUCAGCAGCCGGUUGGUAAGGACACGGAGCUGCUGCCUUCCGAUCAGCCCGGCGGCACCGGCCUCAAGUUCGGGCUGCUGGCGCCGGAGCUGCACACUCGCCUGCUGGACCAGGAGGACUACAGGACCCGUGUGCAAGCUGUGGAGGAGCUGAAGAGGGUGGUUGAAGAUGCCAGCGAGGCCGCGGUGACCUCCGUGCCUGCCCCCAGCAUCCUGGGGUUCAUCAGCCUUCUCUGCACUCUGCUCGGUGACUUCAACUUCAAGGUGGUGCUCGGAGCAUUGGAGGUGAUCUGUCUGCUGGCUCUGCGCCUGGUCAGUCAGGUCAAGUCCUUCCUGACACCUCUGUUCUCUGCUGCUACUCAAGUCCUGGGGGACAGCAAGCUGGCCAUCCGGCAGGGUUACAGACGCCUGCUCUGCUUGCUCAUGAAGGAAGUGGGUCCUCAGCAGGUGCUGGACUUACUGCUGCAGCCAGAGUACCAGCAGAACAAGAAUUCUAGAGUCCGCGAGGAGGUGGUCAGUAUGUGCAUUGUGGCCCUCCUCACUUACCCCAGUGAGGAGCUGGACCUGGACAAGCUGGCGUUUAAGCUUGCUCCAGCACUGGUGGACAACAAGCACAGGGUCCGGCAUGCUGCCAUGGAAGCUUUUGCUGUGCUGGCGUCUGCCAUGGGCCCAGGCAAAACCAGCCUUCUCUUCAAGGCAGUGGAUGCUGUGGAACUGAAGGACAAUGGGGCUGGGUUGAUGCAUGCAGUGCAAGCUAGGCUGGCCAGGAAGAUUUUGCCAAAGCUUGCUGACCAAGGGUUUGUAGAGUAUGCUGUGCCCUUGCCAUCAUCUUGUCAUAACAGGGCAUCCUGUUUACCCCCAGGAGCAGAUACAGACUGGCUCUUGAUGUGUGACAGGACUCAGAGUGCACCCAGCUACUGCGGGUAUGAGGCGAGGGUUAAUACUCUGCAGCACUCCAGUUCUCACAGUGCGGGAGUCAAUGAAGUAGCAUGUUCAAGAAAAAUCUUGAAUGCAUAUAAAGGAAAAAACAAACUGCCUUGGGAAAACAAGCAUGCUGAAUACAAGGAAGUUGGUUCAGGAGUCAAGAUGCCUGUCACAAAGGGUGUGGAGCAGUUCCCUACAUCCAGUGAUUUACUUCAUUUUCCAGAGUUAAGGCCCCCUCAAGGAGUACCAGUCAGUGCUGAGUUACAUUUUAGUAGAAAGAGAACUUCAGGGAAUUUCAUUCAGAAUAGGAUAGAUUUUAACUCGGAGCAUUCUUCUGUCUGUGCUGGUCCUGUGGGCUCUCAUCAGCCGCAAAUAUCAGGGAAAUGUGGAACGCUUGGAUACACACAGACACGUGGAAAGAGUGGUAGUGUAGAAUCCGAUCUACAAUUUUUAGGAUUAAGUAACUGUCAGCAAGACAAAGGUAUAUUUAUUCUGGUGUGUGCUGUAAUCCUGCCCACCCCUACAAAGGACUGACAUCUGCUUGUGUCUCUUCCAGGGGAGAAUUUGCAGGAGAAACAUGUUCCUCUGCAGCUGAAACCCCCCCUGGUAAGGCAACCAGCCCCCUGCAGGGGCCUGAAUGGGACAAAACCCAUCCCUCCCAUUCCCCGCCUGCUGCCAGAUAAGAUUAAAUUAAAUUUGACAAAGUGGAGAAAUGAAGAGUGCAAGGACACGAGGCUGAAUAAAGCAGACGAGAAGCUUGCAGCAGCUGAUCUUUCAGAGUUAAAUGUGGACGAUGAGGAAGUGGACCAGGAAGAGAUGAAGAAUUCAUUAAGAUCUCUACGAAACAGUGCAGCUAAGAAAAGGGCAGUGCUAAGCAGCAACAUUUCAGGUCUUGGAAGUCCCAAUUCUGCUCUUAAAUUUGAUCUGUAUGGGGGUUCCCCCUCCCAUGUGUCCUGCCCGAGCGUGGAUGCCUACAGCGAAAGCGGUGUUUACAGCCAGGAGUCUCUAACUUCACCCAUGUCCAGAGUCCCCCACAGAAGAAGAAUGUCAGACAAUUUUCUACUACUUGGCAAAAAACCACAGACUGCAAGAACAUUUUCUGCAAGAAACAGAGACCCUAAUGUGACAGAACGUAACACCAUCAGAGCAUGUCCAGCAUUUGGUGAUAACGUUAGAACAGUUGGCCAGCGUUUGAACUGUGUCAAUAGAUGUGGCGAUUAUGAGGACAAGAAGCAAGAAUUGUCACAUACUACUUUUCAAAGUCAAAAUAUGGAACACCAAAGAAAUUAUAAGCAUUCAAAAGGUCUUGCAGAGCCAGCAUCUAGUUUUCCACAGACAAACAAUCUAGAUUUCAUCUCACAAAGUGUCCCCUCUGAAGAUGCAGCUGUAAUUGCUGGUAAAGGUGUUUCUGAAGAUCCUUCUGCACAAGAGCACAGACAGUCUCUAGCAUGUAUAGCUAAUGGAGAUGACCAGGCUUUGAAUGAGAUGAGUGAGCAGUCAUCAGGUACCUGUGGGAGAAGCAUCCAGCAGGACAGAGCUUCUCAUUUCUACAUUGAAAAUGAAGAAAAUAGAGUUACCUUGUCAAAAUCUGCCCAGGAUAAGGCAAAGCGGAAUAAAAGAAAAGAAAAAGAAUACAAUCAUAAAAAAUAUCAGGAUGUCACAGACCUUGAAGGAAAGGAUCAAAAACCUUGGGAAAACCUUGAACCAAAGGAACCAGAGAUAAUGACAGCAGAAAAGUUAAAUCUCUGGGGGGACAUAUUAACAUCAUGAAGAAAUGCAUCCUUGUCAUUAGAAAAUGUGGCUUUGAAUCCUUCAUUAAAAAUGACAUCCAGCUUCAAGAAGACAAACAGCUUACCACAUUGUAAUGGAAUUUCUCUUAGGGCACAAGGACGCUAUAAAGACAAGAGGUCACCCGUCACAGAAGCAACAGACAAAUCACAACUGUGUCCCUUUUCAAAGCCGGAAAUGGCACUGACAGAAGCCUUAACACUUCUAGCUAAUGAUGACUGGGAGAAGAAAAUUGAAGGUCUGAACUUUGUUAGACGUUUGUCUGCCUACCAUGCGACUACUCUGACUGCAAAUCUACAUGAAACAAGCAUGGCUGUGGCUCAAGAGGUCAAGAAUUUACGCUCAGGUGUUUCCCGAACUGCUGUGGUCUGUUUAGGGGAUUUGUUCACCUACCUGAAAAAGAGCAUGGAUCAAGAACUAGAUUAUACAGUAAAAGUCCUUUUGCACAAAGCUGGUGAAUCCAACACAUUUAUAAGGGAAGAGGUAGACGAAGCACUGAAGGCUAUGGUUAAUAAUGUGACUCCAGCACGUGCACUUUUUUCUCUUAUAGAUGGAGGGCAAAGCCACCUGAAUUUAGCUGUGAGAAGAUGUGCAGCUCAGCACCUCUCAGACAUUGUAGAACGUAUGGGCCAGGACCGGAUUCUGUUUGGAACCAAACGUGUCGCUGAUAAGCUUUUUCCUGCAAUAGUCAGGUUUACACAGGAUAGUUCACAACAAACAAGGUAUUAUGGUCGAAAGAUGCUCUUCAGUAUGAUGACUCAUCCUGAUUUCGAUAAAACAAUUGAGAUGUAUGUGUUGAGCAAGGAUUUGCCUUAUAUUAGGAAAGCUGUUACCAACCUACGUAAAAAGGGUUUGGAUGGGCUGCCAUUGGAUGCACCUUCAGCAAAAAUAGGACAUUCCAAUACUAGUAGCAUUGGACAUUUGAGAGGUACUACCAACAUCACUGACAGAAAGACUACAGAAGCCUAUGAAGUCAUAAGAAAAACAGCUCCUCGUAAUUUACUACAAAAUGACGAAUAUGUUAAAGACAUUAUAGGUUUAUUGAAUGCAAAGGACUUCCGUGAUCGGAUACGUGGCAUUAAGCAGCUGUCAUUUGAUGCAGAGAAUAAUCAAGGCUUUGUUGUUGCAAACAUCGUGAAGAUUUUUGAUGCUUUCGAGUGUUGCUUAAAUGACAUAAAUGGCAAAGUAAAUCAGAUUGCUUUGGAGACGAUGCACCAGAUAAUUCCAUUGCUGAAAGACAAUUUAUCACCUGUGAUCAACAUGUUAAUUCCCCCCAUUGUCGACAACAACCUGAACUCCAGAAACCCAGGGAUUUAUGCAGCUGCCAAAAAUGUUAUUCAGGCUCUGUGUCAACACCUAGACAACUACUUGCUCCUUCAGCCGUUCUGCACAAAAGCCCAGUUUCUGAAUGGAAAAGCCAAACAAGACAUAACAGAAAAGCUUGCUGAUAUUGUGAUGGAGUUAUAUCCACGGAAGCCUAAGAGUGUGGAGCAGAAAGUUCUAGUUGUCCUUUGGCACCUCCUGGGAAACAUGACGAACAGUGGCUCUUUGCCUGGAACCAGAGGGAACAUUCGGACAGCCACAGCAAAACUGUCAAAAGCACUUUUUGCACAUAUGGGACCAAGUCUCUUAACUCAGGCUGCAGCUCAGUCACCAUACAUCAAGAAGACUUUAGAAGAACUUUUGAAGACAGAAAGCUAAAGUAACGAUCCCAUUCAUGCAU